This is a messenger RNA of Pygocentrus nattereri (red-bellied piranha), 1855 nucleotides long. RefSeq names its product probable G-protein coupled receptor 160. The transcript is spliced from 5 exons. The coding region runs from base 534 to 1619 and encodes 361 amino acids. The record is from RefSeq and is a predicted model, not a curated record. Gene Ontology annotation, cellular component: signaling receptor complex; plasma membrane. NCBI's taxonomy places the organism in Eukaryota, Metazoa, Chordata, Actinopteri, Characiformes, Serrasalmidae.
GGAAGCAUCAAUGGAUUCAUCCAUUACAAGAGCAUUCUACAGCUUGAUUGUACACACUGUCCAGACUGUCCAAGUUUUGGAUUUUAAAAAGAGACAAUGAUCUGCUGAAGAAGUGACUGGGCCAUUUUUAACAGGACUAAACUACACAUGGAUUUGAGAAGAACUUGCCAGCCCUGGUUCCCAUCACCACCACUGUAAUGUACGAGUUGAUGAAUCUGUUAAUUGUGAGCGCAUUGAAAGUCUUCAAAGUGAACUCGGCCAAAACUUGAUGAAGGACAUUUCUUCAAAAGGACAUUACAGGUGGAUGGGUGUGGAGCAGGUAGAGCGGUUACCGGUGGAGCUUGUUUAUAAAGGGUUGAACAAGCUGCUCCGGUGCUCACAACUCCUCUCACUGUCGGCUCGAACCAGCAAGACGACCUUAAUACACUGCCAAUAUUGAUGGGGUACCAAGCUCAAUAUCAGGACCACAGCAACAAGAAAACAAGUGAAACAGCAGAGAGUGGAUUAACACAGUGAACAACGCCAGCAACACCAUGUUGAUUCACCACGCUUCAGGGAGCAUGAUGGCAGUCCUGCAGGAGAUGCAGGACAAUGGCAAUUGUCCCCAUGAUGAGGCUCUGCAGUAUCUGUUCUUCCUUCUCUCCAAAAUGGCUUUGAACACACUAGUGUUGUCCUUCUGGUUGCAGAGCAUUACCAAGUCCUUUAUCGGCAUCCUCAGCAUCUCCAUGUACCUGGUUGACCUGUUAAUGAUCUGCACCAUUUCCUGGAUCUACUCGUUCAGGGAGAACCUUGAAGCCCACAAGUUCCUGUGCUUUAGUCUGUCGCACAGCUCCACCGUGUACUCCGUGCUGCCUUUGCCCGUUCUUCUGGCAGGAGCAUUGGACUAUGCUGCCCAUCGGCACCUGGUGGUCAGCUGGGACUCUCCAGGGAGGACAGCUGGCCGCUGCAUAGUAGUGCUAUUAAUGUGGGCCUUGGCGUGCUGCUAUUCCUAUAUGUACACCAGUGCUGAACUGCUGACGAUUCAGUACAAGGAAGAAAUGCAAGCUCUUGUAUGCCCAGUGCAAGAUUCUACGGUGGUCAGCUACUUCAAUUUGAACUUGUUCAUUGCGGCAGGUGCCAUACUUUUGCUAUACUGCAGGGGGGUACCUCGGUGGGCUCGCCUGGCCAACAAACUGAGCAGCAAAAGGGGUUGGCUACUUGCUCCUAAGAGUGAUCUAGCCUUUUUCAACACUCCACAGAAGCUCAAAGAAGGGACUACUGAGGACCCACGUAUGGAUCAGGAUAGGCAGGACCUUCCUCCUCUUUUUGUGAGCCUGACUCUCUGCUUCAUUUUGAACUGGACACCCUACUUGUUAAUGAGCGUAACCUGUGACCUCCUGGGAUUCGCAGUGCCGGCUUAUGCUACAGUUAACCUCCUAUGGACGGCCUGUGCCAACAGUUUACUGGCCGGUGUGGCCUUCUGGUACAGCAGUGAUGAUCUUAGACCUUUCUGCAAAUUGCCAGAUGACAUCUGCACAUGGAGCUUUUACUGGCAUUUGAGUAAAGAAAACUAUCCAGCCAGUAAGAUGUGCCACAACAGACUAAGCACAUUGUCGGAAAAACUGCUGUACCAGCUGUAGAGAUUUAGUCAAAAGAACUAAGAGUGAAAGCACCAUUUAAAGUUUUUAUAUCCAACCCAAGGCCCGUCACAAAGGCAGGCCCUUUGCAAUCGAAAGCAAGCUGAGCUAAAGCUGGUUGCACUUAUCGAGCAAUCUUUCUGCAGACACAAGGACACUGGUCAAAGUUCAGCUCUUCUGUACAGCACAGUGUAAAUAUGAUUUUUAAACAAAUAAUAAAUGUGGGAAUGUAUACUGAU